AUGAGUGAGUUGCAACGGGCCUGGGCCAAGCGAAAGCUUGACCCUAUGCAUCCCUUUCCCGAGCCGCUCAAUGACCUCGACGAGGAGCCCGACGCCGAUCAACUCCCCGAACUGCCGGAACACAUGGACGACGGGGAUUCGUCCUCGGCCUCGUCCGCCUCAUCCGCCUCCUCUACGGGCACCAUCAUCCCGUCUCCGAGCCAGAACUUGUUCGCUCGACCCCAAGGUGUAUCCCGGGGCCGCACGCUCGAGCAAAUCCCCUGGACGACCUACUUCGAGCGGGAGCUGUUUCUUGAGCCCGCGACGCCAGACGACAACGGCCCUCCCGCCGUGACCUACCACGCCUACCUCAACUCGCCUGUCGGCAAAGGCCCUCUCUUCGUCAUGCACCACGGCGCCGGCUCUUCUGGCCUGUCGUUUGCUGUUCUCUCGGCGGAAAUCAGGAAACGUCUUCCCUCGGCCGGUGUGCUGUCCCCUGACGCCCGAGGCCACGGCUCGACCGUCGUCACGGACGGCACGGAGCUCAACCUGAAGCUCGACGUCCUGACGGACGACUUGCUCAGCGUCAUCCAGCUCACCAAGACGCAAAUGUCCUGGCCCGAACUGCCCCCCAUCGUGCUCAUCGGCCACUCACUGGGCGGGGCCGUCGUCACCAACCUGGCCAAAUCGGGAAAGCUGGGGAGCUCGCUCCUGGGUUACGGGGUCCUGGACGUCGUCGAGGGCUCGGCCAUGGAUGCGUUGCAGAGCAUGUUGACGUACCUGUCGACGCGUCCCACCGGCUUUGCCAGCCUGCAGUCGGGUAUCGACUGGCACAUCCGUUCCCGCACCAUCCGCAACUCCGUCUCGGCGCGCACUUCGGUGCCGGCGCUCCUGGUCUACGAUGACUCGCUCGACCCAACGCGGCCGUGGCGGUGGAGGACAGACUUGGCGGCGACACAGCCGUUCUGGGAGGGUUGGUUCGUCGGCCUGAGCAAGAAGUUCCUCGAGGCGAGAGGCGGCAAGCUGUUGCUGCUGGCGGGCACCGACAGGUUAGACACGGAGCUGACCAUCGGCCAGAUGCAGGGCAAGUACGCGUUGCAGGUCUUCCCCGAGGCGGGCCACUUCAUCCAGGAGGAUCUGCCCGAGAAGACGGCGCUGGCUGUCGUGGACUUUUACAGACGGAACGACAGGAGCGCGCUGGUGCUGCCCCCGAAGGUGGGUGAUUUGUUGAAGCAGGGCAAGAGAGUCUGA
This is a messenger RNA of Colletotrichum higginsianum IMI 349063, 1230 nucleotides long. Its product is annotated as Protein phosphatase methylesterase 1. Bases 1 to 1230 code for a protein of 409 amino acids. Gene Ontology annotation, biological process: protein demethylation. The record is from RefSeq and is a predicted model, not a curated record. Lineage: Eukaryota; Fungi; Ascomycota; Sordariomycetes; Glomerellales; Glomerellaceae. The transcript has 3 exons. Gene Ontology annotation, molecular function: protein methylesterase activity.